Odocoileus virginianus texanus is the source of this 2605-nucleotide messenger RNA. RefSeq names its product dual adaptor of phosphotyrosine and 3-phosphoinositides 1 (gene DAPP1). The record is from RefSeq and is a predicted model, not a curated record. Lineage: Eukaryota; Metazoa; Chordata; Mammalia; Artiodactyla; Cervidae.
UCUCACCAAGGAGGGGAGACUGUGAGGAACAGCAGAGCCGUCCCUCUCUGCCUCUUACCCAGAGCACCUUGGCAGGCGCUUCGUGGACGUGAGGGGCGUGAAUGGGCAGAGCAGAAUCUCCAGAAGGGAAGAUGAGCACCCAGGAUCCUUCAGAUCUGUGGAACAGGUCGUAUGGAGAAGCGGAGCUGCUCCAGGACUUGGGGUGGUACCACGGCAACCUCACCCGCCACGCAGCUGAGGCGCUGCUCCUCUCCAACGGAUGUGAUGGGAGCUACCUUCUGCGGGACAGCAAUGAGAGGAUUGGGCUCUACUCUCUCUCUGUGAGAGCCAAAGACUCUGUCAAACACUUUCAUGUUGAAUAUACUGGAUAUUCAUUUAAAUUUGGCUUUAAUGAAUUCUCAUCUUUGAAGGAUUUUGUCAAGCAUUUUGCAAAUCAGCCUUUGAUUGGAAGUGAGACAGGCACUCUGAUUGUUCUGAAACACCCCUAUCCCAAAAAAGUGGAAGAACCGUCCAUUUAUGAAUCCGUCCGGGUUCACACAGCAAUGCAGACGGGAAGAACAGAAAACGACCUGGUGCCCACCGCCCCUUCUCUGGGCACUAAAGAAGGCUACCUCACCAAACAGGGUGGUCUGGUCAAGACCUGGAAAACGCGGUGGUUUACUUUGCACAGGAAUGAACUGAAAUACUUCAAAGACCAGAUGUCACCAGAACCAAUUCGGAUCCUAGAUUUGACUGAAUGUUCAGCUGUACAAUUUGAUUAUUCACAGGAAAGGGUAAACUGCUUUUGCUUAGUAUUUCCAUUCAGGACAUUUUACCUCUGUGCAAAGACAGGAGUAGAAGCUGAUGAAUGGAUCAAGAUAUUACGCUGGAAGUUGUCUCAAAUAAGAAAACAGCUCGAUCAAGGGGAUGGCACAGUCCGAUCUCGGUCAUUCAUCUUUCAAUAGAUGGAUCUCCCUUGGUGAGGGAGACCCUGACUCAGGAGCAGGGUGGAAUGCUCCCAUUGCUGGGAUCCACGGCACACUUCACAUGAAAACUGACUGAGGGUUUUUCUGUAGAAACAAAUCAAAAGCAGAUGCAGAUUUGGACCAUUCAGAAGACACCACAUUUGCUGACUCGUGGAAAACUGCUGCCCUGCCCUUCAGGAUCCUUCCAUCUCCCUGAGAAUACUGAAGCAUCCUCGUUCUGAUGGGAACGGACAGACCACUGUAACCAGGCAUGCUGGGUCUUAGAACACACAGUAGGAGAUGGUUCUGUAUUCUCUCAUUGUUGUCCCCAAGCUGGUUGACAUUAGUCCCACUCUGCAACAUAGUCAGCUCAUCUGAGUUCCAGAUUGCGCUAUUAACCAGGAGGGAAAUGGCUAUAUAUGUAGCCUGAAGCUUAAGACUGCUUCUUCAGAAGGUAUAUUGGAAUAGCAAACGUCCAAGAUUGGUGGGAGGGCAGUGUUUUGUUUUGUUUAAUUUUUCCCUCAUUUAUACAAAAAACAAAGCAAUUUCCAAAACACAAAUGGAAAAUAUUUGUAAUAUUUAUUUUCUCUUUGUAAACAGCUCAGAUAUCUACUGGGUCCUGUCUUCCCUUCUAAUGAUAAACCUGUGAGAACUAAAUCUCCUGUGGGCUAUGAGGCAGAAUGAUAAAGAUAACAGGAGGUACAAUCUUAAAAAAAAUCACCUCUUUUAGUCAUUUUGGGGGAAAUUUUAUAAAGAAUGAAAAAGCAAAUAGAGGAAGAGUGAGAAAGUCAUAGGUAAUUCUUAGUUUAAUAAUAAUCAUCAUGAUAAUUAUUAUUGUAACAAUAAGAGAGGACUUGUAAGCACUAAGUUAUCUUCAUCCCACUCUUCUCAAACAGCCUGAAAGAGACUUCUCAAGGAAAGUGUUUUGUAACAAUGCCUUCCAAAAUGUGAGUGGUAGGUACUGGCCCAAGAGAAUACGAUGUAUCCUGCACUGCAAGGAGCAUCCUACGCCUUAUUCAAGGGCAACUUCUUUUGCCUACUGAGGGAGCAACACUAAUCCACACACGGAGUGUAAUGAUGUGUUCAUUGCACUGCAUUUUCAAGCCAGAUUAAGGGGGUUGAGAUUGGGAGAUAAGAUACCAUCAUCCAGAGCUCCUAAGUAGAUUCUAACUCCUUCUAGAAUCUUCAUUAAUAAUGCUUUAAUAGGCUGAAGUUUGAAGGGAGACGAAAGUGUAGGAAGAAACCAAAUAAAAAUGUUGUGGGGCAAAGCUAUAAUAUGACAUUGCUCUUGCAGUCCAAAGGGCAGCUUUGUUGAUUGAAUACAUUUCUUGUUAUUUGAACAUCUAAGGCUCAAAAAUACAUUUUAUAUGUUUCAACAAGGUUUUUAAUGUAUUUUGUAAUGUUUGUAUCAUAUGAGAUAAAGCAAAUGUCAAGUUAAAAUGUAUUGUGUCAAGUUUGCAAAGUAAGAAGUUAGACAUAAAUGUUCACCCAGAUGUAGUUUCAUGUUUUGUUUUUUUUAGAUCCAGAGGUGUUUGUGUAGGUAGCAUUGUUUCUAUGUUUUGUAAAAUAUGUUGUUUAUUUAUAUCCUUCGGUUGUAUCAAAAAGAGCAUGAUUUUGCUGUGUCUGUAAUAUUUUGCUAUUAAAGUGUUUUUAGUAUCUAA